UUUAGAAAGUUCCGUUACUUGUGUGUAUUUAACGGAAGUUGUAUUAUAUUUUAACAACAUUUUGGUAAAGUUUUUGAAUUAUUAGAAUUUGAGCAGUUAUAAAUAUUUACUUCUGCAUUUUUUUUAUGUGGCAAACUUAUGGCGUCCCGAUCAAAUGUGGAUCGAAUGCAAAUAAUGCAUCAUAUGUGCAAACGAGAGGUUGAGCAACUAAAAACCAAUCUAAAUAAAUAUUUAGAGGAAUGUGAAGUUAUCAUAAGAAACGAUAUAUUUAAAAAUUUUCGAAAAGAUUCAGGUCGACCAGAUCAUGCUAAUGUGUUUGCUUUGAUGGCCUACGACAAAUACAUGUCGCGUGUAGCGACCGUGACAAACUUAGCACGUAAAUUCAACAUCCAUUUGCAACUACAUAAUAUCAAUAAAAUCCUAACUGGUUAUGUUGGUGGUGGUAUUGAUCUGGAACCUAUUCCGUAUUUACUCGAGGAAUUUGUUGAAUGGCAUAAGGUAUUAAGCGAUAAAGACGAGUGUUUGGAUUACGACAUUGAUAGUAAGCAUUAUCGCAGUGUAGAGUCCGAGAAGUGGACGAGUUACCGAAGUGUAGAGAAGGAUUCGUUAACUUCAAUUGCGUUAUUGGACGAUAAUGGAAAAGUGCAAGCUACCAACGUAUUGGACGAUAAAAAUGCAACAGUACGUAAAAUAAAGUUUGCUGAACCCGAGUCACUAACACUUGAAUCUAUACCGUCAUGUGUGCAUUUGCGUGAUUUGUCGGUAUUCGUUGUGGGGUAUCACUUUACCGCAUUCGUUACGUAUAUACAUAAUAUAGAAAAUUUGUGCUUCUAUGCUUGCCAGAUGCGCAAUGAUAUGUUGUAUGAUUUAACCAAUAUGUAUAAUCUACCCAAGAGCGUGCGUAUACCUUCUACGAAUGUUAUUUUUGGUAUCUCAAUUAAUAGUAGGAAUAUAUUACGAGGUGUCUUGCUACAAUCUCCAGAUAAGGACAAUGAAAUCAGCUUACAUGUGCUGCUAAUCGAUUAUGGAGAAAUGGUGCCCCUAAAUAUCAAUGAUGUACAAUUUUAUGAUUUACCCAAAGUCUACAGAGAUUUACCUGCACAAGCCAUGAAAUGUAUUCUUUCGGGUGUUAAAGAUGCAACUACCGAAAGCAAAGAGGCAGAUGGGUAUGUGCUGAAAAAAAAACUACGGAAUUAUGAAUUCAAAGAAGUGAACUUUGAGGUCGUGAAGCAAAUAGGCAGAGUUUUGCACGUUUACAUUAUUGAAGGUCAAUCAACAGCAAAGAAAUCACCAGAAGUCAAAAAAUCAUUAAAUUUAUCAAAGAAUCCUUUCGUAAAUUCCUUCGACGAAAAUUCAUAUUCUGAUCUACAAACACCAACAGAAAAAUUUUGCAAACAAUUUUUGGUACAAUCACGUAUAGAUGAGGUUCUUAAAAAUGAUAUAAUAAAUUUAGAAGUUAUGCAUAUUUCUCAACCUGAUUCGUUUUUUGCUCAAAUACUAAGUGAGAAGAAUGAACAACUGGAACAACUAUUUUGGAACUCUGAUGAAAUAUCUGCGGAACAGAAGUUAACUGAAGCACCAAAAUUAGGCGAUUUAAUAUUGGCACAAUAUGCAAAGGAUUACUUUUGGUAUCGGGCUAAGGUCAUUAGUGUAGCAGGAGAUACCGAGUUCCAGGUAUUUUAUGUUGAUUAUGGUAAUAUAGAGACUGUACCACUAAAAGGAAUCGCCAAAUGCACCAAUGUCCAAGAAAAGGAACCUUUUCGCGCAGUUCUCUGUCGUAUCGCUAAUUUAAGCGAUAUUACAAACGGUGACGAGGCUCGCUUCGAAAAAGUUAUUCAAAUGUUGGUAGUUAUGUUAUUGAAUCAACGUAUUGAAGUGCAGAUUAUUGAAAAAAUUAACGCAGAGGAGUUAAGUGUUCAUAUAUUGGAUAAAGAAUUUGCUGAAAUUACGCAAAUGCUUUUCGACUUAGGAUAUGUAAAAAAUUCUGAGGCUUAAAUAUGUAUAUUUUUGUUCUUGACAAAUAACAGCUCUUUUAUGUUUAUCAAUAUUAUAAAAUAUAUAUAUAUUAAAUGUCCGUUUGAUAA
This is a messenger RNA of Bactrocera oleae (olive fruit fly), 2084 nucleotides long. RefSeq names its product tudor domain-containing protein krimp. Gene Ontology annotation, biological process: P granule organization; spermatogenesis; piRNA processing. Gene Ontology annotation, cellular component: P granule. The record is from RefSeq and is a predicted model, not a curated record. Lineage: Eukaryota; Metazoa; Arthropoda; Insecta; Diptera; Tephritidae.